Bolinopsis microptera is the source of this 4994-nucleotide messenger RNA. RefSeq names its product pleckstrin homology domain-containing family G member 5-like. The coding region runs from base 17 to 4636 and encodes 1539 amino acids. The transcript is spliced from 14 exons. Gene Ontology annotation, molecular function: guanyl-nucleotide exchange factor activity. Gene Ontology annotation, cellular component: axon; plasma membrane; endocytic vesicle. Gene Ontology annotation, biological process: Rho protein signal transduction; endothelial cell migration. The record is from RefSeq and is a predicted model, not a curated record. Lineage: Eukaryota; Metazoa; Ctenophora; Tentaculata; Lobata; Bolinopsidae.
CUCAGAAUGUAUAAUAAUGUCCUCCGGAGAACGACAACUGAGCGACUCAACACAUAGCAAACCAACCAACGGUAAAACAAAACCAGGAGUUUCAAAACUCCGCCAACCCUCAAAACUCCAGCCACCAUCUUCAAAAACUAAAACUAUUCCUAAACAAACCAAACCAUCAGCGCUUCAAAAUGUCGCUAAUGGAAUUUCCGUCAACAGCAGUCCCAGUCCCAGACCCAGCCGCCGGAGUAGUGGCCUGAAAACUCCAGCCUCGGCCAAACCUGCCUCGGCCAAACCUGCCUCGGCCAAACCCACUUCGACCAAACCCACUUCGUCAAAACCCACUUCAACAAAAGCACCGUCUUCUUCCCGAGCAUCUUCAGAGGCUAAAGCUGCUCCAACUCCCAAACCACCCCGGAGGGUAGCUCCAGCCUCAGAGAGGAGUAAAAAUAAAACCAAACGACUGUCUACAAGAAGUACAUCUGGUUCUCCAGGGCAAAGUGAUGGACCCGUUGCGCCGCCCCGUUCUGGAGCCGGGAUAAAAAGAUCAGUUACAGCUAGACAGUCUACUUCAAAGUCUCUUGCUGUGGCUCCUCCUCCUCCAAGUAAGACUAAAGUUUGCAAACAUCCCUCCCUAGAAAUGGAACGCAGUAUCUCCAGCGAGUCCAAUAUCUCCAACGAGAGUGUUAAAUCUAGAAAGACUUCAACAAACAGGAAUCUGUCGAAAAUGAGACAGCCAAGUAAAGCACCUGAAAGAAAUAACACUCAGACUAAACGUACGAUGAAACGACCUACUUCAACCCGGAGUCGACCUAACGAUCUGGACCUUUCCAAGGAGAAUCACGCUGUCAAAUACUCAGAGAAAAGGAAGAAAAGCAUGAGUAAAUCUCAGUCUAACUCUAAAGAGUGCCUUAAAGUUAAGAAAACUGCGCUGGAUCUCUCACCUAGAAGAAGCUCCAUGCCCACUGUUGUGAUUAGCCCAACCGAGCUGCUUCUUAACCAGAGUCUUCAGAAUAAAUUGGCACAGAACGAGUGUAACAGACAGGGCUUCUACCUGACUGACACUGACGCGUCUGUAAUGUCUGGAGGUAGCUCUGAGUUCUUAGCCAUGUCCUGUGAUGAGAGAUCGGAUAGUGAGAUCAUGUUGUUAACUUCCGAUGAUUUGAAGCUGAAUAGAGAGAAUUGUUCAUCAACCAUCUCCUCAAGCGACCUCUUUUCUACUGACAUUGAUGAUGAUGAUGACACAGAUGUUGAUGAUGAUUACGACGAAGUAGCAGAUUGUGGUGGACGCAGAGAAAUGACUCCAGUCAGGCAGGAUAUAGAGGAUGUUAUCCGCAUGGACCUAGCUAACCAGAUUUCCACUGCUGGUGCCCUGAACGACCUCUCUGAUCCCAACAGGUCUCCUGCUCUCAACAUCACCAUGGACGAAUAUGGUUGUCCUGAUCCGGAGGUGACUACCCCUCAGAACAGUGUCCCUCUGAUGCCCAUGGGUAUACCAAUCCAGCAACUAUCCUCUCAUCAUGACUGGGAUAAGAAAACUAACUCUGAUAAGAUCUACAACUCUCCUGAUGACAAUUUCCAGGAGCCGAAGACCCCGGAGAAGGAGUUGUACUAUGACAGCUCUGAUCUGAAUCUGGAGGCUUCAUCUUCAAGUGAAGACAUAGAAAAGGAGCUGAAUACAGUAGAGCAAGACGAUGUAAUAGUAACUGUCGAGCAGAAAAACAACACUGUUGAUCAGAACAUGUCCACCUCUUUCCAAGAAAAGGCCCUUUCUACUGAGCAAAAAGACGUUGAGAUUAAACUUUCUGAUACUCCUGACCCUGCUCCCAGAAACAUUGACGAAAACUUUCUCGAUCCAGGGAUAUCCAGAUCAGAGGACGUUUUGUCGCCCCUGAUGAGCGAAACGGCUGAUCCUCUCGGUAUGCUGUCAUACCCUCAGUUACCAUUAGGUCUGUUCCCUGACGAUGCUUAUCUUGAAGAGAAUUGUGAUCCCGGCUCGGUUACCUUACCAAGCAACUUCCCUGAUGAUCCGAUAUACUUCACUCGUAACCAACGUUCAAUAAGGCCUAGUAAGAGAAAAAGUCUUCUCAUCAGAUCUUCAUCUCUUGAUAAGAAGUACUUGACCCAGAAGUCUUCAGAACUUCACUCUGACUCCCUUGAUUCGUUUGAUGGUGAUGAUAUGUAUAUUGUAGAGGCGAUCACUCCGUGUUCUCCUGGCUCUAUAAGUGAUCGGGAGUUCCUAAAUCCUACAACUCCAGAGAUCAUGAUAACAAACGACAACAUGCUGGAGUGUCUGGAUGUUAGUCACCAGUUAGCUGGAGUCUACAACACCCCCAAACGGAGGUUCAUUCUGAGGAACAAGACCCGGAAUGACGUUACCAGGAGAUUCAGCGAGACACAGGUGUUUAAACACCACAAGGAGAAGUAUCUGAAGCGCCGUGAAAUGGAAGAGAAAUACAACUCGUGUCCAGUACAGACCAGUCCUGAUUUGGAAAAGAUAGGCUCCCCUAAAUACAUCAGAACCUUUGUUAAGAGGGUCAGUUCCAUGUUGACCCCGAGCAGUCGGCCGAGGGUUCUGAUGAGGAAGGGGAGGGACUAUUUCGGGUCUACUUCCUCAGUCUACAUCAACUUCGACAGUCCUGAGGCACGGUCGUUACAUGAUGAUACAGCAGAUAUUCCAGACAGACUCAACAGAUCUAAUUCACUCGAGUUUGACGAACAUAUCUCAUCUAUCAGAAGGACCCACUCCGAAAAAGAGAAACCCGAAACAGAAUCUUCAGAGUACUCUGGCAUCUCCGGAAAGGCAAAGUCUAUAUCAGAGCAGAUGGAUAGGAUAAAGAGUAAUCUGAAUAAGGCUGCCGGUAUACCACCGCUAGAUUUUACUGACUGGAAAGAACUGGUCCCUCAAUCUGUUGUACAGGGACUAGGAAAGAAGGACAUGGAACAACAGCACCACAUAUGGGAGCUUGUAACUACAGAACAUAACCACAUAACCAUUAUAUCAACUGUUAUUAACUCCCUGCUUACCUGCCUCAAGGAACUCCAUAACGAGAACUUCUUGACGAAGAUAAACGAGCACGACGUCUUCCUGAAUAUAGAAAGGAUCAGAGAAGUUCAUCUUGCGUUCUGGAAUGAGUGUAUCGUGCCUCUUAUAGAUAAGGCUAAAGACACAGGUGAACUCCUGGACCCCGAGAUACUAACCGGAAGUAGCCACUUAUUUGAGGAGAACCUAAACCCGCUGUUUGAGUACUGUAUCAAGUACAUUGAGAGUAGAAGCUACAUCAAGUCUCAACAACACAAGAACAAUGACUUCAAAGAGUACAUUAACUGGUGUAGUAACGAAAUCCGAGUACAGCACAACAAACUUGGGGUGGAUGACAUGUUAAUAAAACCCAUACAAAGGAUACAGAAAUACCCUAUUCUUAUCAAAGAUAUCCUCCGCAAGACAACAGAUGACGACACCAGAUCCGUCUUAUCUUCAUUUUUGGAAAAAGUGAAAGGGUUCGUGGAAUCAUUAAACAGACAGAAGGAGGAAAAAGAGGAGCAAGCGAAAAUUGAGGGAAUCAAAGAAAGGAUAGGGAUUGAAAGCUAUAGUGUUCUGCCUUCUGUUGGUCACAACACCAACGAGCAGAUUAAUCAGAUGCUAAACAAAUACAACAAGUUUGACCUGGCUGAUAAAGUCCCUCUGCUCAAUACCCAGAGAAAGUUCCUUCACGAAACAUCCUGUAAACUCGACAGUAAACUAGAUAGUAAAACACAAGAUGUCACUCUCUUCCUCUUUUCGGAUCAUAUUUUAGUUACCAGACCAAAUAAGGGGUCUAAAAAGAAAAACAGGAUUAUAAAACAGCCGAUGACUUUAGACAGAGUGGAAAUAGAAGAAUUAAGUAACGCGAGUCACACUAAUGUAGUAGUUUAUCUGAACGAGUAUGGCAGUUUGGUGGAUAUGUUUUUGUUACAGUCUACUUCACAGGAGUCGCAUCAGACUCUCUUCAAUGCCGUCAUCCAGGCAAAGGACAACUACAAGCGGGAGAAGAACAAGUUGUACACGGAUAUGGAUGCCAGCAAGUCAGUGAGCACGUGCUCUGUGAACAGCGCUGGUAACCACCAGGCAGAGUCCCCAGCAGUCGCGCGCCACGCCGCAUGCUCCGUCACUCGGUCCCACAGUGAGCUGGGCCCCACACGCCGCACCCUUGUCGAUCCUUCUUCUUCAGUCUCUCGUGCUCAGAGUAUGCCUGCUAGUAACGAGAAACGGAACCAUCUACCCCAGCCUCAGCCAAUGAGCUCGGCCUCUUCAUCGUCGUCAUCUUCCAGUUGUUCAGUUAGUGAGGGUGGGGGAAGUGAGGGAAGCAGUCGACUAGUGACUCUCUCGCAUAUCAAGGAGUCGGACAAAUCUAUAGACUCUGGGGAAGAACUUACUGUCAUCCCUAAUAACGACACUUUGACCGGGGGAAAUGACCCGGACACUUUGAAAAACUACGGGCCAGAUGUUUAUAUUUCGGAUAAUUUGAGUACGGAGUUCAAGGGAAAACUCGAUCUCAACAAGAAGAUCUGCGAUUCAGUGAAUUUACAAGCACCAGAUGAAAAGAUGCUCUUUACAAAAUCAGAUGCGAUCUUCAUCGACCACGCGAACACUCAAUCAGAAUCAUAGCGAAACGUUACCGUUGCUGUGGUAACUUAAUUGAUUGUUAUUAUUAUUGUUUUGCUGCGGGCACAUUGUUACCAUGGUGAUACGGUUCCAGCAACACGACUUCAAGUGUUCCGGUUUUUGUGCACAUCUUUUCAGAAUAUAAUGUCUCGUAUCGGGAAACCGUGAAAGAAACGCGGUCUUCGAUUGUAAAAAUUUUUAUACUCGUUUUUUAAUGUUUGGGCAAAAUGUAUCACGAUACGCACGCACGUGGAGAGGUGUGUAGAGCAACCACCAUUAAUUGAGUGUACAUAUGUGUAUUUUAUUUAUAAUUCUUUGUUUUGUAAUUUAAAUAAUAAUAAUUUGAUCCUUCAUUUGAAAA